AUGGGUUAAACAAAUUCAUAAAAUUUACAACAAUCAAAAAUGGAUGUUCCUAAAAUCAGUCAACUAUAAUUUUGGAAGUAAUCUACAGAUAUUCGGUAUGGAGAGAUAAGAAUAUUCAAAACUUAAGAUCAACAUGCUGUAGCUGUUAAAGAUCAUAUUUUUUAAGAUGAUGAAUAAUGGAAUUAAUUCAAAAUAAUAUAAGAAAAAUAUAUGGGAAAUGUAUAUUAUAAUCAUUAAUAAUUUAUAGAAAUAGAGUACUCCUUUCUUAAUUUAAAUGAUCGAUUUAUAACAUGUUACAGAAAAGGAAUUAUGCACUCAAUUAACUUAAGCACAUAGUGUUUAUGAAUAUUUUGAUGAAUAUUUAGAAAGAGUAAUUAAUGAGUUAAGUGAAACAAAAUAAUAUUUUGAUGAAAUUGAAAUAAUUGCUAUGUUACAUUGUACAGUAAUAAAUUGAAAUAUAAUAUUAGUUAAUGGCAUUAUAAAAAUUGAAUGAUCAAUAAAAAUAACAUGGUGAUAUUAGACCUUUAACUAUAAGUGUAACAUCAUAUGCUCAAAGAAGUUAAUUUCGUUAGAAUCAUCCAUUUUCAGUUUUUAAAUUAACUGACAUCUAAGAAAUGACAGAUAUGAAUGCUUAUAGAAGAUGCAUUGCUAAAUAAUAAGGUUAAUAUAAUUUAAGUCCUGAAUAAUUAUCUUCUCUUAAACAGAAAGUAUUAAGACCAAAUAUUGAUUAAAAUAAAUCAGAUGUAUUUUGUAUUGGUUUAACAGCAUUGUAAAUGGCAACUUUAAGUUUUGUUUAGGAUAUUUAUGAUAUUUAAAGCUAUACUUUUAAUAUGGAAAAAUUAGAUGAUUAUUUAUUUUUCUUAAAAUCUUAAUAUAGCCCUGAUUUAUAUGAUAUUGUUGAAUCUUUACUUAUAAUGGCACCUGAUAAUAGGCCAAAUCCAAAACAGGCACAUGAACUAUUAUAUAAAUACAGAUUUUAGUUGGAAGACUAUUUUAGAGUAAUAUUAUAUGAUUAUCAUAGUCAUCUACUAUUGCUGAAUAUAUACCAAGUUAUUCAAUUGAUUUUAGAGAAUAGAGUGAUGUAUAUCAAAAGUAAAGAGUUGUUGGGCUUUAAUAACAUACUUUAUAAAACUAAGAUCCAAAUAAUUAAUUAUAUCAUUAGGUUGAAAAUCUUGAUUAAAGGGCAAAGAUAGCUUUAAAAAGAAGUUAAGAUGCCUAAAUAAGAUUCUAAAGAUCACCUAAUUAAAAGUUUAAAGUUCCUAUUCCUAAUUGGGAACCAACUAAAAGUCUACAAUAGUAUUCUAGUUUAUAACCAAUUACUUUAUAAGAAAUUCUACCUUUAUAAAAUAAAUAAAUGAAUAUAUAGAGUGAUCAAAUCAUUAUUUAGGAUCCACCUUCUAAUAGACAAUCUUUUUUUAAAAAUUUAACCAAUCCGUAAUAAUAUUAAUAACAGAAUUACAAUGAACAUGAAUAAAUUAUACAUAAUGAUGAUGAAUAUGCAUAUAAUCAUUAAGAAAUUGAUGAAUAACCAAAACAAAGUUUAGUUGAAUAAGUCGAAUUAACUAAUUCAAAUUUAAAAACACUAUAAUAAAAACCUAUUGUAAAUUAGUAUGAUAAUAACUUAUUUUAAUAAUAAUCAUUAUUUCAAUCAAUUAAUACAGAUUAGAAGAAAUUUCCAUAAUAAUAAUAAUAGUAACUACAAUAAUAAACCUAUUCAUAAAUUUAAUAAUAAUAAUCAUAUUAAUAUUCAAAUUAAAUUUAAUCAAAACAAUUAUAAAAUAUUGAAUAGUAAUCUUAAGCUCGAUCAUCAACUUAUAAUUAUCCCUCAAAUUAAAUAAAUGAAAGUAUAAAUGAUCAUCAAAGAUCUCCUUAUGCUUUAUAAUAAAGAUAAUCUUUGGCAUUAUCUCAAGAUAAGGUGAUUACCUAAUAAUUAACAGGGCAAUAAGUUGAAUAAACACUUUAAAAUCUAUAAAAUAGAUAAUCAAUUCGUUAAGAUUCUUUUGGUGUAGGAUCUCAUAGACCACAAUAACCAUUGGUAGUACCAAAAUCUCCAGAAAUAGAACCUAAAAAUAUAUUCCCUUAAUUUGAAUAGGAAAAAUAACCCUAAAUUUAAAGAUCUCCAAUCUAACCACUUGAAAGAAUUGAUGAUGAUGAUUAAGAACCAAAUUAUAAUCCACAUUUAACUGAAUCUAAUGACUCUUAAUAAGCAAUAUCUGUACAAAGCAAACCAUAGAGUAUGAGAGGCACAAUGGUUGGUAGUUAAUCACAAUUAAAGGUUCCUCCAUCUGUGGCAUCUAGAUAAUAACGUCCAACUGUCUAAAAAUAAUCAACAACUUCAUAGAAAAAUAUAUAUAAUCUUUCAUAAAAGAAAAGUAGUAAAAUCAUAAAAAAAUGA
Molecule: messenger RNA, 2395 nt
Organism: Paramecium primaurelia
Lineage: Eukaryota; Ciliophora; Oligohymenophorea; Peniculida; Parameciidae
Source: the annotation of a GenBank genome assembly